Molecule: messenger RNA, 960 nt
Organism: Baudoinia panamericana UAMH 10762
Lineage: Eukaryota; Fungi; Ascomycota; Dothideomycetes; Mycosphaerellales; Teratosphaeriaceae
Exons: 1
Coding region: 1-960 (319 amino acids)
Biological process (GO): iron-sulfur cluster assembly
Cellular component (GO): cytosol
Molecular function (GO): ATP-dependent FeS chaperone activity; 4 iron, 4 sulfur cluster binding; ATP binding
Source: RefSeq, a predicted model, not a curated record
AUGUCCCUUCAGGAUGUGAAGCAUGUCCUGCUCGUCCUAUCCGGAAAGGGAGGCGUCGGUAAGUCCAGCGUGACAACGCAGCUCGCUCUUACUCUCUCCCUGCAAGGCUUCUCUGUUGGCGUGCUUGACGUAGACCUCACUGGGCCAUCAAUACCGCGUUUCUUCGGCAUAGAGACGGCGAAAGUCAGGCAGGCACCUGGAGGAUGGAUACCGGUGCCCGUACAUGAAGCGCAAGGUGCGGGUGGAGAUCUACACGGAGGGGAAGGUAGCAACGGCCACAGCGCAAACGAACAUUCGCGGCCGUACGGCUCGCUCCACUGCAUGUCUUUAGGCUUCCUCCUAGCGAACAGGGGAGACGCUGUGGUAUGGAGAGGUCCCAAAAAGACGGCGAUGGUCCGGCAAUUCCUCACAGAUGUGUAUUGGGGAUCGCUCGACUACCUUCUUAUCGACACCCCACCAGGCACAAGCGACGAGCACAUAUCGCUUGUGGAAACGCUUCUCAAACAAGCCACACCUUCCCAACUUGCUGGCGCUGUGGUGGUCACGACGCCGCAAGCGAUCAGUAUCAGCGAUGUGAAGAAAGAGAUCAAUUUCUGUCGCAAAACAGGCGUCAAGGUGCUGGGUGUCGUGGAGAACAUGGCCGGCUUCGUCUGUCCGAAUUGCUCGGAGUGCACGAAUGUGUUCUCGAAGGGGGGCGGGCAGGUCAUGGCAGCAGAAUUCGGCGUGCCGUUUCUGGGUAGCGUGCCGAUUGAUCCUAUGUUCAUACGGCUUAUUGAAGAAGGCAAGAGGCCGGUGUAUCCACAAGGCACUGUUAUCGACGGCAAAGCGAUGGACACGAACGGUCAUACGGACGACGCGGCGCUGACGGAUGGUCGCCUGAUUGACAAGUACACGUCUUGUUCCCUACAUCCGCUAUUCGAUGGCAUGGUCAGGCAGCUGGUACAAGACAUGGGCACCUGA